Drosophila innubila is the source of this 755-nucleotide messenger RNA. RefSeq lists its product as uncharacterized. Bases 17 to 694 code for a protein of 225 amino acids. The transcript is spliced from 2 exons. NCBI's taxonomy places the organism in Eukaryota, Metazoa, Arthropoda, Insecta, Diptera, Drosophilidae. The record is from RefSeq and is a predicted model, not a curated record.
CAUUUAACGUGUCGAAAUGUACAGAAGCUUGUUCCUUGCACUGCUGCUCUUGGCUCAGGAUCGAGCAGAAGGAUCCGAUGAUGAGACAGCACCGCUUCCCACGGCUCCAGCCAGACCAGGUCACUAUGUCCAUCAACUGCACGGAGCCGGCGGUUGGUAUAUACCAGAUAACAGCGGAAAAUAUCGUCACGAUCCGAGACCCUACGAUGGAGGCUACGGCGAUCGUGGUCAGCCCUAUGCGAAUGAUUUGCGGGGCAUCUUCAGACAGGCGGAGCAGCAGUUGGCUGCCAGUCUACAGGCAGCUAAUGAUGAGUUUGCACUGGGACCAAGGGAUCAUCUGCGCUUCAUGAUUGACUUCAAUUACAAUGGCACGGGCUGGCAGAUUAUACAAUUCGAAUGGGUGCGUGAUGGGGAUGGCACAAAUGAGGAACAGCAACAGUACAAAUAUGUGAAUGAGAAUAAGUUGUGGGACACGGAUGUGGAGUCCCAGCAUCAGCCAGUUCAAGCCUAUAACUAUGAACAGCCUCAAUCUCAGGAACAGUCUCAAAUUGACUACGAGACGCAGUCCGAUCCCCAAAUCGAACCCCAACCUCAGUCGAGUAUCGACACUGAACAAGAUCCCAUCAAAGUGCAGUCUACUAUUAACAAUGUGUUGGAAUAUAUACAACAACGCAUCCUACCAAACCUUAACUGAAAGGUUUUAUAAAUAUAUAUAUAAAAAUUUGUGAAUAUAAUAAAAUUAAAAAUACAUAUGA